Molecule: messenger RNA, 3290 nt
Organism: Monomorium pharaonis (pharaoh ant)
Lineage: Eukaryota; Metazoa; Arthropoda; Insecta; Hymenoptera; Formicidae
Exons: 3
Coding region: 54-242 (62 amino acids)
Source: RefSeq, a predicted model, not a curated record
UAUUCGUGACCGUCAGAUUUCAAAAACGAUUGACAAUUACUGCCGAGAAAGUUAUGGACAUGAUAUUGGAAGGUUUCACUACCUCUCUAGGCACGAAUAUCGAGGGUAAAUCCGGAUUAUUAAUACAAUCUAUCAUUCCAUAUAUUGCUGUUACGUUAGAAGCCUUUGUUUUCUGCUUUACUGGCAAAUAUCUGAGCAUUAAGAGCAAGUCCAUCAGCAAUGCGGCAUACGAAAUUUUUUAAUACAAUUUGUCUAUCAGUGAAUGCCGAAUUUUAUUAUUGAUAAUUGUCAGAUCUCAAAAGCAACGAUCACGGCUGGGAAACUUAUAGAUCUGACAUUGGAAGAUUUUACGACUGUAAGAUUCUUAUUGUUCGAAGAUUUUUUUUUAUGUGUAACAUAACACAUAAUUAAUGCUUUUAUAUACGUAAAGAGUUAUUAAUUCAAUAUUGAAUUAUGAGUCUUAUAAUUAGAUAUAAUAAAUUAGAUAUAAUAUAUAGUAAAACUGUACUGUUGUAUACGCCAUAUUAAUAUUGAAAUUUUAAAGAACAUCUGUGCUUUUAGUUGCUGUUUUUUUAUAGAAAUAAAUUCUUUAGUUAUGAAAGUUUCAGCGUCGUACUUGUCAGUAUUGUACGCAAUGUAUUGAGACUUAAACUGACUUAUCCCGAGUAAUUAACCGGGUAAUUUGCUGAUUAACUAAGUGUAAAAGGACUUGUAAAACAAAUAAAAACCAACAAAAUUAAAUGUUGAACUUGUUUUGUUAUAAAUUGUUGUAUCCGCUGAAAAACGCAGAAUUAAAAAUGAAAAUUAUUAUUUAACAAAAUAUUUGUGUCAAUAUUUUUACGCGACAAACAGGCCAAUGAUUAAAUUACCCGUUUAUUAAAAAUCUAUUAGGUGGCAAUAAGAAUAUAUAUUAAAGCUUUAGUUACAUUUCUGAAUUUAUCAAAUUAUUUUUCCAUCUUUAUAUUGACACAGCGAUUCAUUUUGCAAUCAGAAAAUUUAUUGUACUCAAUAUUUUCGAAGUUUUUCUAGAUUCGUCAGUGAAUAUUAUUUCAAAUAAUUUGCAGAAGACAUAUUCGUAUGUACAAUACGCAUGUGAACCAUAAAAAUAAAUUACACAAAUGGUCUCGUGAAUGUUAUCAUGUACUUUCAUAAUUUACUUUUUUUUAAACUCGCGAACAAACUACGAACAAUUUAGUUCCAUUUGCCUAGAAUACGUAAAGUAUAAUUACAAUUUUUCCAUCAAGCUAUGCAGAAAAAGAAGUGGACAUUUAUACUUUUUCGACGAGAAAAGUUACGUUGACAAAGGGACAUGAUUGUAAAAAAACUGAUGCGCAGUGAACUGUUCGUCAUUUUUCUUUACUUUCAUUAAAUCGUCAAAAUAUUAUUGACGAUUUAAUUGUGGCCUUAAAUUACAGUUUGACAUAAAUUUGCUAGUUUGUGGAUACAUUGCCGAUAAGAUAAUGUAAUAUGUUACGUAAUAUUAAUUUUGUUACAUAGUCGUGUUCAAAUAACAAGAUUUCUCAAUUUCUUAACACACAUCAUCGAUUCAAAUUUCGUUAAUGACUUAAAAUCAUCAAACCUUAACACGAACAUUUAUACAACAUUUGUGUCUCACAAAAGUGCAAUGUUUCUAUUUUAAUAUUCAUUGUAUAAAACAAUAAAUUACAGAAUUCUUCAUGAAAACCUAACUGCUAUGAAUAAUGAUUGGCGCGAAUGCAUCAAUGUUGAUCGGCAUUUGUAUGUUAUGCAAAUCAAUGAUAAUGUUGCGCAUUUUUUACCAACGCUUUAUUUAGCUUUAAUACGAUUACUAGGAUAUUUUACUUCUUAGGAGAAUAUGCAAUUCCUUUUAUGUUUUUAAUUAAAGACUAUAAUGAUACUUUACGAUUAUUUCCUAUGAAGGUACAAUUUCCCCAUGAAACUCAACAAUUGCCUUUAUUUGAACUUCUUUUUGUGAUAUUAUUUCUACAUGUGAUGUUAAAUUCAACUUUUCUGGCUGUUGUAAACACAAUGAUCUUUACUUUGGUAAUUUUCAUAUUUUUUAUAUAUCUAUAUUUAUGUAUUAAUUAAAUUUAUGGAACAGAAUGAUUUGUUAAUUAAAUACUAUGAAUAUUAUUAUUAAAUAUUAUCAUUAAAUUUUUAUUUUAAAUAAGAAUUUUGCAAAAUUUUGUUACAUGUAUAUAUCCGUUUUGAAUGCUAAUACCAUAAAAAGCAGUAGAUUUCUUAAAGUAAUAGUGUAAUUAAUAAAAGCUAAUAGGUUAACAUGAUAUUGAUAGUAAACAAAGAAUUAAAGUUAUUAAAAAUAUAAUUGUUAUUUUUCGACUUUUUAUAUUUGUUAAAUAUAAAUUUAAAAACAUAUAAAUUCCAUAAAGUAAAGGUGCAAUUAAUGCUUUAUUUCUUUGCAUUAUUAUUAUUAAUACUCUUACCCAAAGAUAUACAUAUAACGGAGUGCGUAUGUUUAGGUAAUAUAUACUGAAUUUUUAUUAAAAAAGCGCAUAUAAGAUUUUGUGUGUGUGUGUGUGUGUGUGUGUGUGUGUGUGUGUGUGUGUGUGUGUGUGUGUGUGUGUAUCUGUGUGUGCGUGUCAACAAGUUUUUUUUAUUAUCAAAACAGUCCAUAAGCGAACGUUGUAUAUACAAUGACAUAUAUAAUAUGCAAUAACAUUUUCUGUUGCGUAUAGAAAUCGUGCAUAUAUAAAAUCAAUAAUAUUAAAGCAUUAUAGAUGCAUUUGGCAUUGUGUUCGUGCUCGAGAUCGUGGCGUGACGUCGGCAUACAUACAUGACCAUAUUUGGAGUUGUUUAAAGGCCGUCGUCAACGAUCAUUCUUUUGUCUAAAAAUAACGCAAAUGAGAAUUAUAAAAAAAGGGGAAUUGAAAGUCGGAAAAUAGCAUGUCUUUUGGGCAAAGAAUCUUCACUUUUGGUUCGGCCCCCGAGUAAUAAACACGGAUUCUCUCUCUCUCCCGGUCACGCAGUUAUCGCUACGAUCUCGAAGUCGCGACGCACUACCAUUAGUGAUUGUGAGAUCCACGGAUCUUCAACGAAUUAUUAGCACGGUCGUUACGCAUCAUAUUGAUAUUUGCAGCGACUCAGUUCGCGUGUGCUUCUAGGCGUUGUCGCCGCCUAAUCACAAUCACAAUCCGGCGACUCAGGGCAUACGUGUUCCUAGGCGUUGUCGCUGUGAAAUAGUGCGUGCGCGAUCGAAAGCUUCUAUAAUAUAAAAUAAAACUGUCAAAUAAAAACGAUCGAUAUCGCGGAGUGUUUCAAUAAACUCACUAUAUAAAGUGACUAUAAAUUAA